AUGCAGCCUACAUCACUGGAUCCAAUGCCUUUGUCCAGUGACAAUGGUCCCCUUAAAUCUGCUUUUGGAGAGAUUGUACAUCGUGGCUGGCUUAACCUCAAGACUCGCAGUAUGGUGAACGUACGACCGAGACACAUGCGCUACUGUAUCUUGACACGUGAUACGCUGCUGUUUAGUACGUUCAAGUUUCAGCCCAGUACAGGUGACUUACAAUCGGGACUGGUGAAGCCUUUACGCAGCUAUAAAGUCCUGGGUGUGGCGCCCUGGGAUGGUCGACGCUUUGCCUUCCUCAUGAGUGUAAAGCAAGUGGAUGACAAUGCAGACAAAGUGCUGGAAAUCGACUGCCCUACGGCCACAGCUGCUAGUAACUGGAUCCACAAUUUACGAGCAUUGACGAGUCGUGUAGACGAGGAAUGGCCUCCGACUCCGGCUUCGGUGCCAAUAGGGGGAAGUGAUCAAAUCUCUUCAUCUGACUCUCCGUCUGAGAAGGUUAAUUUGGCUGCAAAUAACAAGAAGGAGGCUAACUUGUGGGUCAAAGGAGCAUCGGUGCAUCGAGGGCUGCUCAAUACUUCUGGCGAAAAUAAUUGCUUCUUGAAUGUGGUGAUUCAAAGCUUUUGGCACUUGACGUCUAUGCGACACUUCUUGCUGCAUGUGGAAGUGAAGGAGGAGUCUCGUACAGUGGAGACAAAUGUACUGCGUGCACUGAAAUUAAUGAUGACGGAGUAUGAUGACACGUCCAGUGGCGUGCUGCACUCGCGUGCUAUUCGUAAAGGAUUGAGUGUGCUGUUUUCGGCAGACAAAAACUUUCAAGAAGGUGCUAUGUACGAUGCGGAGGAGACGCUUCUUGCACUACUCAACUUGAUGCAUCAGCAAACGGUAGCGACGGAGAUUGAGGAGACCCAUAAGACGACGAUGAUGGUAAGGUCGUUGGUCCGACUUGUGAGCGCCGAUGCAUACGAGGAAAAGCCGCAGGCAGUAUUUGAUGACAACAGCAUUCCGCACCUGGUCUUUUCACACCAAAUUUAUGAUCGAUAUUCGUGUGGGAGUUGCAAUCAUAGCUCGCCAUGGGACCUGUACUCUAAUCUCGUGUACUCGACGUACGCGAGUGACUUGUAUGCUUGUAAGUACGAAUCGAUGGAGCAUAUGUUGCGUCGACUCACAGCACAGGAGGCGGACGUUGCGUCCAAGUGCGAACAAAAAGGAUGCAGUGGCAAGCUAAGUAAGGAGCGGGUUAUUCAUCGUUUUCCCAUGGUGUUUACAAUGUCAAUUCUUUGGGCAACUCAGAACGCAUCGAAGGAACAAGUGCAAGGAGUGCUAAGAAACAUUGAAGACCGCAUGGAUUUGGCCAAGUGCUUUGAUGCUGCUGGACCGGUCAUCCGCUUUAAAAACGGUGGAGUGCGUACAACAUACCGCUUGCGCGGUUUUGUUUGUUACUAUGGACGACAUUACGUGGCUCUAUUUUACAGCACCGCGCACGAAAUGUGGUUACUUUUUGACGACUCGCGGGUUCUUGAGAUAGGUACUUGGAGCAAUGUUGUCUUGGAGUGUCUAAAGGGACGGUUCCAACCAGUUUUGCUGUUUUACGAACUUCCUGACCAACGCAAGGACUCGUCCGUUGGUAUCUUUCUAAAUGAUGGAUCAAAUAACGUGGAAAGACAGAAGAGUUUAUCAAUCGGGUCUCAGCCUGGCGAACCGUCUAUCAAGGAAGAAUCGUCAGAAAAUGAGCGUCACAAAGACAAUGUAGAGCUUCACAGUGUAGAUGAAGAAUCAACCCUUUCCAGUGGGCGAGGCGGUGCGCAAGCAGUAACGGAGCUGGAAGCAAAUCCAGACUUUGAACUGGAAGAGCUAAGCCUUUGUGACUCCAUUAUGCAGAAUAUUACGCCGGUGUCGGCGGCCAUCGCCAUGUGCCCUCGUACAAUCUCUAUGAAUGCACCUCUGGGUGAGGACGAAUACGACGUGCGCUUUGGUGAUUCGUGCUUACUUGGUAUGUACUUGGAGAAGGUCGACAACGAGCUAUGUGUGACCAGCUUUCCGCGUGGAGCAAAGGGUGGUAUGUUUGGUGCUGAAAAGUGCCGCCAGAUCGGUAUAUUUGACACCAUUUUGCAGGCCAACGGCCACCCGCUUCAACACUAUCAGGUGGAUCGCGCUUUAAAGAUGAUCAAAGCUCAGACACGUCCGCUAGUAAUCCGAUUCCGCAAGUCCAAGCGUGUGCAGCCGCUACUUGACAUGGGGUUUUCCCGUGAGCUUGCCGUAUAUGCGUUGCAAAAGAAAAAUGGUGAUGUACAAGCCGCUGCUAAUUAUUGCUUUGAAAUAACGUGCUAG
This is a messenger RNA of Peronospora farinosa, 2322 nucleotides long. Lineage: Eukaryota; Oomycota; Peronosporomycetes; Peronosporales; Peronosporaceae. The record is from the annotation of a GenBank genome assembly.